CCAACCUUCUGUUGGAAGCUGCUGUAAAAUGUCGUGAACAGCGCUGCUGCUUUACGGCUGCCUCUCCCAGGACGCGAACUCCGGAGCACCUACCUCAACCAGCCGGGUCUCCAGGAGGUUCGGUCUGGCGGAAAGUGUGAGACCCGGCGCGCCGCUGCCCUCCCCGCAGCGCCCGUCUCGGACCCCGGAGAUGUGAGCUCGAGCCAGCUGCGGUGCACCCUGGCCCGGGGUUGAGACGGGCGGCAGGUGCCUGUGAGGCGGGCGGGUGCCGGGGGCCAGCAGGAUGGAGGAAAGCAUGGAAGAGGAGGAGGUGCUCAUCUACGAGGCGAUGAUGGACGACCAGAACCACAACAACUGGGAGGCCGCCGUGGACGGCUUCCGGCAGCCCCCGCCGCCCCCCUCAUCGAUCCCCAUCCCGGCCUGCGAGCCUCCGGGCGGGCAGCUGCUGGCUGUGCCCGCGGUCUCCGUGGACAGGAAAGGCCCCAAGGAGGGGCUCCCGAUGGGGCCACUGCCACCGCCACCGCCGGACGGCAAUGGGGUGAUUAUGAUGUUGAAGGGCUGCGACGCGGCCGCCGCCGUGGCCAAGGCGACCCCCGCCCCCACCCCCAGCUCUACGAUCAACAUCAACACCUCCACCUCCAAGUUCUUAAUGAAUGUUAUAACUAUUGAAGAUUAUAAGAGCACAUACUGGCCAAAAUUGGAUGGUGCCAUAGAUCAACUUUUAACCCAGAGUCCUGGUGACUAUAUCCCUAUAUCCUAUGAACAGAUAUACAGUUGUGUGUAUAAGUGUGUAUGCCAGCAGCACUCAGAACAGAUGUAUAGUGAUCUGAUUAAAAAGAUAACUAAUCACUUAGAGAGAGUCUCAAAGGAGCUGCAGGCCAGCCCUCCAGAUCUCUAUAUUGAAAGAUUUAAUAUAGCUCUUGGACAAUAUAUGGGAGCAUUGCAGAGCAUUGUGCCUCUUUUCAUAUAUAUGAAUAAAUUUUACAUCGAAACUAAGCUUAACAGAGAUUUGAAAGAUGAUCUUAUAAAGCUGUUUACGGAACAUGUUGCAGAAAAGCACAUUUAUAGCCUAAUGCCUUUACUUUUAGAAGCCCAGUCAACACCAUUUCAGGUCACACCUUCGACUAUGGCAAAUAUUGUGAAAGGCUUGUAUACUCUCAGACCAGAGUGGGUUCAGAUGGCUCCAACUCUAUUUUCUAAAUUUAUUCCAAACAUUCUCCCUCCGGCAAUGGAAUCUGAGCUUUCUGAAUAUGCUGCUCAAGACCAGAAACUUCAAAGAGAGCUUAUACAGAACGGUUUUACAAGAGGUGACCAGUCCCGAAAGAGAGCUGGGGACGAGUUGGCUUACAGCAGCUCCUCUACAUGUGCAGCUUCCAGGGGAUACAGAUAGUGAAUGUGAUGAAUGUACUUUCCUCCCCAAAAGAGGAAACACUGGAGCUGCACAGACUGUGUUCAGAGCGCAGCCGGGCCUGCAGCACUCAGGAGCUCCGUCAUAAGGCUGUUCUUGGGAGAAGUUGCUGGACUUCUUAUUUUGGUUUGUAAUUUUUAAAAAACUAACAAAAAACAACAUAAAAACAGUUGCUGCUAGACUUGGGGGUGAUUAUGAUAUGGGACAAUCCUUUAAUGAGUUUAUCUACAGAUUCUAUGAGGAACAAGCAUCUUGGAAAGUGACCAUUGCUCAGUGAGAUCUGAGAACGAGAAUCAGCGGUGUCCUCCAAAAAUACAAGAGAAGAAGAAAUCUUUUUUUAAAAGCACUUGUUUUGUUCAUUUGUGGACUUGGCACUUCAUACUGGUUUUACAUGUCAAGAUACUUUUUACUUUAAAAGCAAGCAGAUGGUUACAAUACAGUAUUCUUCACCCAUAUCCCAGACAGCCUCCUUUAAAAUACGAAAUGGUCUUUGUUAAGCAUUAGAAUGUCCGGUUAAAGGAAAAUAUCAACUCAGCUUUCACUAGAACCUUUCCCCCAUCAAGUCACAACCUUUUCCUAUUCUGUGCCUUGAGCUUUGUGCACUUUGCAACUGUGUGAUGGUAUUGUCAAAUUUACAAAUGCUUCCUGGAGAAGUUGAUGGCAUCCUGAGCCAAUCCACCAAAAUGUCAAGCAUCUUUUUGUGGCAGGAUGUUAAUUAAGUCGGAAGGUAGAAAUGUGUUGCACAUUGGUCAGAUUCCCUCUCUCUCCCUAGAGGCACCAGGGCAUGUUCAUGUUAAUGUGGGGACCAACUCUCAUACAGCAUUUCCAUUCCACCAUCACCUCACCUGAUUUCACCAGCCGCUGUAGUGUGGGUGAUACCCUAGUUCAGAUGUGUGGCACUGUAGCACGAAUGCCCCCUUUCCGUGCUGAGGAGGAGAGUCCUGUGGUAGGAGCAGCUUCCUCUAACACUCUAGGAAGUAAUGUAGUUACUAAAACCAAAUACAAUCUGUGGUGUGAACUUUGAUUCAUUUAAUUAUAAGUACUUUAGAAAGUAGUUUAUACUCUACAUCUCUUAAACAACAUACUUCAGUGGAAUAAGGAAGAAGUCACACUACUGCUUUAAGGCUUGCUUCUAGCUGUGACAGAGCCACAUUUUCUGUUUCACCACACUCAUAGUGCUAUUUAAUUAUCCAUGAAAGCCUCUGAAGCUUAUUCUAGUUGUUUUUCCAAGGCCCAAAAAAAGAAGAGAAAAGAAAGAAAGAUAUGGCAAGGAAAAAACAUUUUUCUUCUGUUUUGCUUGAAUGUAAAUUGAGAAUAGCCUCCACUCCACUGGGCUAGUGAUAGUUACCUCUUCUGAGAAUGGAAGACAUACCAAGGAUGCCAUCAUGUUGCUGAUCUGUAGGUUUUUCAGAGGCACCUCUUUCAUUUCUAUGUGUCCUUUAGUGAUGGAUUCAGACUGUAGGAGUGGGAGAUUGGGAGCAAGUAAGUCAUCUAAUAGCAGUCCCUGAUUUGUAAAAUUAUGCAGUGGAGUAAACAUAAAGGAGCGAUACAUUUUUAAAUACUUCUGAGCCAGAGUUGUUGCAUUUUGUGGAGAGCUUUAGUUGGACUCAUCCACCCUCAGCAUCAUGGAUUUUAUAGAUAAUAGUGAAGUUCCCUAAGAACAUGCCGGCUCUAUGAUCUAUUUAAACAUUCUAGUAUUAAGAAAGAAUUCCAUUUUAUCACAAAACCUAAAUUUUACUUUGCUCAAUGGAAUGCUUGCUGUGGGCUUAUAAAUAGUACCUGGGACUGAAAUGUCUCCUGAGUGGCUUUGAUGAUAUCUCUGAAAGGAAUAAAAUUGGAACAUUUCUUUAAACAUGAAUGAAUUCUUCAAUAUCCUAAUAACAUUCCCAAAUGCUUUUUUUGGGAGCGAACAUCCUUUUUUGGUCAAUAGAAGAAUUUUCCCUAUAAAAAAGCAUUGUAUUAUGAUAUGAAUUGGCAUUAAAAUCUUUGAAUACCUUUGUAUUAUUAAGUUAAUGGAGAAAUAUUUUAUAUUCUUUUUAUUAAUGUGUGUGUUAACAAAAAAAAAAUGCAGGCAAAGGAAAGUCUGUAAAAUUUAGUUUCUUAGAACUUUUGCAUAGUGACUGCAUCCAGCUAUGUGUCAGGCUUGGUACCCUAAAGCUAUUACCAAAAGGUACUCUGAAGGAGUACCCAAUUCACCUAGUACAUGUGCCCUGGCUAUUACAAAUCUUAGUCGCUUGAGGUACAUUGCAGUAUGAAACGUAUUUCUUUAAGUAAAAUUUGACGUUGCUUAUUAGUUAAAACUCUUGACAGAAUUCUUAACUUAUAACAUGAAAUAAAAUCCCCCCCUUUUUUAUUGAAUAUUACUUUUUGCCAGAAAGUAUUUUCCUCUCCUGUUUAUUUGUAUUCUUGCCAGGACAGUAUAUAGUUUUCCCACCCCUGCUAAAUACUGGCUUUUAUAUGGAAGAUUUCAAUCAUUGGAGACAGAAUAUUUUAUAUGUCAGUUGAUUGAUUCAUCAGCACAUGCUAUUGAUGUGGUUAAACUAUCUGGUUAGUACUUAUGUGCUGCUGAAAACUAGAUACUUACAAAGAAAGCCAGAGUUAGAUCAGUCUUCUUCAAAUAAGGUAUAUAAAAUAAAUAGGUAAUAUUGUUUCAGGAGAUGAUACAUAUUUUAAAGGUUGGCCUUAAGCUUUAUGUAACAGUGUCAUAGCUCAUGACCUCUGUUGUCACAGCUGCACCCUAACCCAGCAGUAAUUAUUACUAUUCCAUUUUGGGGAAAGAGAGGGAGCCCAAAAAGCAAAACCUGGUGGUGUAACUCUUGGCCUAAUAGUUCUAAGUCUGGGCUACUAAGAAGAAGCACCAACCUGAAUCCAUGACUUGUGAUUUAUUAAACUUUGCAGUUUUUUCCUGCCCCUUUUACAAAUUUAUACUACCUUUCAUUAGGAUGAAGCUUGUUAAUGGGUAGGUGAGUUUGGGGAGGAAUGGAUGCCCAUGGCCAUGAACACUGCACGUUUCCUGUGCUCCGACCUGUGCAGCUGCCACUUCCCUUGCUGUAUGCUAUGAUUUCUGUUGGGUUGCAAAUUUGCACACAUAAAAAUUCCUCAGGAAGAGUUUGCAUAUGCAUCACCUUGCAAUAUUCUGUACAGACCAAAUGAGGGAUUUGAAGGUCUUUUAGCACAAAAGGAUAACUUAAAAGUGGUCAGUAUACCUUCUAGCAGAGGUAAUGAUGACCUAACAAACAAAAUUGGUUUUGGCAGUUAUAAAGUGAGCAGAAGCAUUUAUAUCAUAGUAUUUAAUCCUGUUGCAUUUUUCCUGUAGUCAGAGCAAAUAGCCUUCCAAAUUUGUCUUAUUGAGGCUGCCAAUAUUUUAUUGAUUGUUCUCCCAUCUUAACUGUAGAUAAUUAUUUGUUAUUAUACAGGAGAGGCAUUGCUCUUGAGGUAAAAUUCUCUUGCUUAAUAAGCAGCUAUAAUUAAACUCAUGGAGCAUUGUUUUAUGAAUAUACACUAGUCUGAGAUAAGAAAGAGCAAACUGAAAAGCAAACAAAAAUUCUGCAUUAGCUUUCUCACCAUUGUUUGGGUGUUUUGACUUGAUUUUUUUAUGGAGUGUUAUUGAUCUUUUAGCUUGGAAUAUUACAUUUACUUAAAUCCAAUAUAGACCUCUUAAUGGGACUUUAAAAUCCAAUGUCAGAAUGUGAACCCCUUGGCUGAUACCUGUAAGAGGGCUACAGGACCUUUUUAGUUAUAAUUACUGUUUUCAGUAAGAUUUUUUAAGGUAAAGUUCAUUUUUAUCAGAAAGUACAAUGAAACUUUUAAGAAGAGUUUAUAGAAAAAUGGCCAUCCUAUUGCCAUAAUAAAGUUUGCCUCACUUUUUGGCCACCAAAGUAUGUGAAAGGAGUCCUUUCCAAAGGAAACAAUUCUUUUGUUUGUUGUCCCCCCACCCCCCAUUGAUUAAAGUCACUAAUGCCUCUUCCACUGUCUGAAACCCUGUUCUGAACCUCUUUCCAGAGCUGAGGGACAAAAUCCGUAUAUUGUUUCAGCUUAAGUUGAUGGCAUGGCUGUGAGAGAAUUGAAGAAAGUGAUAGAGAUCAAUUCUUACAGAACCCUGGGAUAAAUAUUGCACCCCUGCUAGUUGGAAAUCAUCUUCAUUUCAGGUUGGACAGCACUGUUUAGAAAAUAUUUUAUGGAUUGUAAUUCUGGGGAAAUCUAUCAAGUGGCUCUGGGGUUAAUUCUGUGGUUUGGAAAAAAUAAAUAUUUUGUAUUAAUUCUCACAUGUCAUUUCAACAUUGUGACUAGGUACUAAAUGCAAUAAGAUUGUGGAUAUUCUCCUAGGAUGUGUUUUAUUAAAAACAAAUAGCAGUUUACUUGCUUCCAUUAGUCCAAUUUGUUGAUAUUACAGCCAUGCAAAGGAGAAAUUAUUCAAGUGUGAAGUUGUGAGAGCCAUGGUUAGAAAUAGGAAUGCUUAUAUAUAAUUUUUGAGGUUAUAUGGGGUAAGGGGUUUCUGCUACCCACCAGCACAGCCAGGGCAAUGAGGAAACAGUGAAGUCUUGUCCCUGGUGGUGCUUGUCAGUCACAAGAUGUAGUAAGCUCAGAACAGUUGUUGCUCAGUUAUUAGUCCAAGAAAAACAACCAGGUGGAUGGAACAGUAAUUGACAUGAGAUACGCUGCCACUGACUUUGCCUCUGACCUUUAAUCCUUGGUGGAUUUUGAAUCACUCCUCUGUUAGAGUGUAUAAGAUCACUCUAAAACUUUGUGGUUAAUGAAAUAAAUCUUGUAUAGAGA
Molecule: messenger RNA, 6184 nt
Organism: Cavia porcellus (domestic guinea pig)
Lineage: Eukaryota; Metazoa; Chordata; Mammalia; Rodentia; Caviidae
Gene: Cacul1
Product: CDK2 associated cullin domain 1
Exons: 9
Coding region: 284-1390 (368 amino acids)
Biological process (GO): ubiquitin-dependent protein catabolic process; G1/S transition of mitotic cell cycle; positive regulation of protein kinase activity
Molecular function (GO): protein kinase binding; ubiquitin protein ligase binding
Source: RefSeq, a predicted model, not a curated record